Vespa mandarinia (Asian giant hornet) is the source of this 1711-nucleotide messenger RNA. RefSeq lists its product as uncharacterized. Gene Ontology annotation, cellular component: myosin II complex. The record is from RefSeq and is a predicted model, not a curated record. Gene Ontology annotation, molecular function: calcium ion binding. NCBI's taxonomy places the organism in Eukaryota, Metazoa, Arthropoda, Insecta, Hymenoptera, Vespidae.
CUUUAAGAACGCCUUAAUGCGUUCCAUAAAAUUUUCUUAUUCGGUGAAAUCACUGGCUUAAGGUUAUUUUAUUGGUGAUGUCUUCAUAAUCACGACUGCCGGGAGAGAAAAAGAAACUACUACUACUAUUAUUACUACUAUUUUCCUCCUUCACUAACCGAUUUUUUCUUGUCAUAUGACAACAAAGUUUAUAAUGUUCUUUAAUUGAAUAUAUAAAAAUGGAAGUUUGAUUAUAAUAAGUGACAUAAUUGGUAACAAUAUAUGUAUGCAUAUUUGCGAUUAUUAAUGACAUUAAUGAAGACUUUUCAUUAAUGUCAUCGAGUUUCCUUUUUCAUCAGUUAUACAUAUUUCUCCAUGCUAUAGUGAAAUGCUAUUACAUGAGAAAUCAAUGACAUUUAUUCAAAAGCAAACAACAAGUCAAUGAUAAUUUUUUCGUCAUUAUAAUUAAUAUUUUAAAUAAUGAAAAUUCUCAGUCACUUUAUUAUUUUAUGAUAAUUCCAUAUAAUUAAUAUCCAUCUGAGUUCAUUCAUUAUUAAACAGAUUACUUCCAAUAUUCAUUAUUUACAAAUAAACAUAGUAAAGAAAAAACUGACAUCAUUGGUUUGAUUCUAGAUAAAUAUUAUUGAGUUGUCACAUCUUCAUUACAUCCAUUAUUAAUAUAUAUCGAUAUUUUUCGCAAUAGAAUAGAAUAUAAUAUAUAUAUAAAAUAUUAGACAUUUGAUAUGAAUUUUUAUUAAUUAUUGAAUGUCACUGGUUGGAGCCGAUUAUAAUAUAGUUCGUAACAAUAUCAUCAUGGUUAUACUAUAGAAACCUCACAACAUGAUUUAUAUAUACUGGCAAUUUUAAUUAUAUAUUAUAUGUUUAUCAAAUUUCAUAAGACGACAUUAUGAGAACGGAAACAUAAUGUUUAAUUAAGAUAUUAUCUUUGUAUUAAUUCUAUCAUAUUACAAUAUGAUAGAAUUAAAUACUGAUGAAUUCAAGUCAUACAUACAUACAUAGAUACAUAUAUACGUAAUAUAUAGAAAUUUUACAUUGAUUAUACAUGAAGUCUUUUCUAUAAGCUUUGUUUGUCAAAACAAAAGCCAAUUGUAGAUCGUUUCUUAAACGUUGACCAAAAAUAUCGUGAAUAUAUCAAUAAUAAUUAUGGCUUCAACUUCUAAAAAAAACAGUAGUUCUCGGCGAAAAGCUGUCUCUAAAAUUGAAUUAACAGAAGAUCAAAAAGCUGAUAUAAAGGAAGCUUUUGAUCUAUUUGAUCCAGACGGAACAGGCAAAAUAGCAACUAAAGAACUUAAAAUAGCAAUGAGAGCUCUUGGUUUUGAACCAAAAAAGGAAGAGUUAAAAAAGCUUGUAGCUGAUUUUGAUCCAGAUUGUCUUGGGAAACUGUCAUUUGAGGAAUUUUUAAAUAUAAUGUCUGUAAAAAUGUUAGAGAAAGAUCCGAAAGAAGAAAUUUUGAGAGCCUUUCGUCUUUUUGAUGAUGAUGAAACUGGGAAAAUAUCUUUUAAAAAUUUAAAACGUGUAGCUAGAGAGUUAGGUGAAAAUCUUACGGAUGAAGAAUUACAAGAAAUGAUUGAUGAGGCUGAUAAAGACGGUGAUGGAGAAAUUUCUCAAGAAGAAUUUAUGCGAAUUAUGCGAAAAACCUGCUUAUAUAAAUAAAUGUAAUGAUUUGUUCGUUGUUUUCAUUUCGAAUUAAAUUAGUUUUAAAACCGUUUAA